CCGCAGCGGCUGCGUCGUCUCCGUCUCCUCUCCUUGCUUAUAAACGCUCGCGCACGAGCCUCUCUCUCUCUAGCUCUCGCUCUCGCAGCUCAACCACUAGCAGCAGCGGCAGGAAGGCGAGAGGAGGAAUCGGAGGUAGCUGGACGGCGGCGAGGCGACGACGAGCCGGGGUGGUGCAGCAAGAACGGCGCGGCGAGCGGCGGGGAGGAGAGAUUGGAUCGACGCCGGGUAGUUAGGAAGGGAGCUUGGAGAGAUGGCGGCUUCCGCGAGGCCCGUCGGCGUCGGCGGGGAGAGGGCGACGAGCUUCGCCAUGGCGUGCAGCCUGCUCAGCCGCUACGUCCGCCAGAACGGCGCCGCCGCCGCCGAGCUCGGCCUCGGCAUCAGAGGUGAGGGUGAGGCUCCGAGGGCGGCGCCGGCGACGAUGAGCUUGCUGCCCGGGGAGGCGGAGAGGAAGAAGGAGACCAUGGAGCUCUUCCCGCAGAGCGCCGGCUUUGGCCAGCAGGAUGCCAUCACCGCCGAUUCUGCUGCUGAUGCUAGGGAACAAGAGCCUGAGAAGCGUCAGCUGACCAUCUUCUAUGGUGGGAAGGUGCUCGUGUUCAACGACUUCCCAGCCGACAAGGCAAAGGGCUUGAUGCAGCUGGCUAGCAAGGGCAGCCCGGUGGCUCCUCAGAAUGCCGCGGCACCUGCACCAGCAGCUGUUACAGACAACACCAAGGCCCCUAUGGCCGUGCCGGCCCCGGUCAGUAGCUUGCCUACAGCUCAGGCCGAUGCUCAGAAGCCUGCUCGCGCGAAUGCUUCUGAUAUGCCUAUUGCUAGGAAGGCAUCACUCCACAGGUUCCUUGAGAAGAGAAAGGAUCGUCUUAAUGCAAAGACGCCAUACCAGGCUUCUCCUUCAGAUGCAACCCCAGUCAAGAAGGAGCCUGAGAGCCAGCCAUGGCUCGGACUAGGGCCGAACGCCGUCGUGAAGCCCAUAGAACGCGGCCAAUGAGGUUGCAUGGAAACUUCACCAAAGCUCUUCAAAAAUAUAUGAAAUGCGCUUGCCGUUAGAGUACCAAAUCAUAUAUGUUCUCUCAUACCCCAUGUUUUAGUGUUUUUUCUUUAGUUCGUGCUUCUAUGUUGUUCACUUGUCACAUAGUUCUGAAUGUAAAGGAAAAAGGUAGUAGCAUUGACGACCAGUGCCGAGAGCCUGAGAGAAGUUUUGGCAUGUUAACACAUGGUGACUCUGAAAAUGGCCAUGCUAAGGUAAAAAGUUAUUGCAAAGGAAACAUAUAUGUAUCUUCUGAAAUUCUGAUCAUCUGGCUUUGUCCUUGGCUCUAGCCUUGCUCUAUGCAAAGCAAAGUGAUUGUAAUGGAUUCAGAAUAUAAUUCAUAUUCCUAUUGUUGAUUUCUGUUA
Molecule: messenger RNA, 1392 nt
Organism: Oryza sativa Japonica Group (Japanese rice)
Lineage: Eukaryota; Viridiplantae; Streptophyta; Magnoliopsida; Poales; Poaceae
Source: RefSeq, a predicted model, not a curated record